AUGUUUGAGAUUUAUCAAGCAAUAAUUAAAAAAACGACCGCUCUAAAAUUAGAUACUUUGAUCGAAGAAAGAGAAGAAUUUAGAGUUCUUAUCAGAAAACUUUUAGGUCUUGCCUUGUUGCCAGCGACUGAUAUCAACAAAGCUUUUGAAUGGCUCAUCAAUAAUCACAAAGAAAUGAUUAAGGAAUUAAAAGGAUUAAUAAGAUACUGGUUUGAAACCGUAAAGCCUGAAAGAUUUAGCUGUUACCGAAAGGUAAAUAGAACCAACAACAACAUUAAAUCCUAUCACAGAGUACUGCGAUUAAAGCUUGGAUCGCAUCCGUCAAUCUGGGAAUUCGCU
This is a messenger RNA of Cotesia congregata, 339 nucleotides long. The record is from the annotation of a GenBank genome assembly. NCBI's taxonomy places the organism in Eukaryota, Metazoa, Arthropoda, Insecta, Hymenoptera, Braconidae.